Molecule: messenger RNA, 2384 nt
Organism: Cercospora beticola
Lineage: Eukaryota; Fungi; Ascomycota; Dothideomycetes; Mycosphaerellales; Mycosphaerellaceae
Product: sodium:neurotransmitter symporter family protein
Biological process (GO): sodium ion transmembrane transport
Cellular component (GO): plasma membrane
Source: RefSeq, a predicted model, not a curated record
CAACGCUGCACGCGAUCCUGCAGCAUGAGCUCGCGCUCAUAAGUAUCCCCAGCGAAGCUCCGCCCGAUCCCUGAUCUCGGGCGCACGCGAACACUUUCCAGAAUUUCUCCAGCAUUCAUGGAGUGACACGCAAGUAUAUCAAGAGCAACACGCCAAGACCAAGACCAUUCAUCCUCACGCCCAUUCACAACAACGACGACCUCGAGAAGAAAUAAGACCGCGCCACAAACAUGAAACUGAAAAACCCCCUCCAACCCCUCCGCGCGCGAAUCUCCCGCAUCCCAUCCAACCCCCUAAAAUGGCCCUCUGCCCUCGGCCACCACAUGACAAAACCCAACCCCAAAACAGAAGACGGCCGCGACCAAUGGCAAUCCCGCACAUCCUACGUCCUCGCCUCCAUGGGCGGAGCCAUAGGCUUCGGCAACCUCCUCCGUUUCCCCUCCCAAGUCUUCAAUAACAACGGUCUCCAGUGGUUCAUCCCCUACUUCCUCGCCCUCGGAGCGCUCGCCAUCCCGGUUCUAAUCCUCGAAGUCGCACUCGGAUCUUCUCUCCGCGGCGGACCAGUUUUGGCGUAUAAUGCAGUAGACAAGCGAGCCCGAGGAGCAGGUCUGGGAAAUGUCUGGGUAACAUUGUUGGUCGUAUUAUAUUACGUCCCGAUGUUAUCCUGGGUUUUGAGAUUUUUCCGCGGAAGUUUCGAGAGUCCUUUGCCGUGGGAGGGAAGGUUACAGGAAUUUUAUGAUGUGGAUGUUCUCGGACGAGUUGAUGCUGUUCCGCCUCUUGCGGAAGCCUUGGAGACGAAUACCAUCAUGUCGUAUCCUGGAAUGGCCAUGAUUGGGGAACAAGUUGGCUGGAAUGCUUUUUCGUGGUUUGUGGUUUGGAUUUGUAUUUAUGGCGGGACGAGGGUUACGGGGAAGGUUGUUUAUGUUACUAUGGGGUUGCCGAUUAUUAUGGUUUUGGUACUGAUUAUUCGGGGUGCGACGCUUCCUGGAGCGAUUGAUGGGAUAAGAUUAUAUGUGGGCGAGUUCAAUGGGGGGCAACUUGCUGCGGGACAGAUUUGGCAGGAUGCGCUGGGACAGGUGUUUUAUUCCACGGGAGUCGGUUUUGGGUAUUAUACGGCUUACGCGUCGUAUAAUGCGAACAACGCCAAUGCUGUGCAGGAUGCGAUUCUGAUAUGCUGUUGCAAUUCGCUGUUUGAGAUUUCGUGCGGAUUUGCGGUGUUUACGAUUGUGGGAUUCAUGGGCUUGACUCCAGAGGUUCAAGGAAGAGUUGGGAGUUUCGUUCUUGGAUUCAUCACGCUGCCGGAGGGAUUGGCACAACUUCCAGCAGCGCAAUUCUGGUCUGCGGUAUUCUUCUUCACGCUUUUCCUCCUGGCAGUCAGCUCGGCUUUCGUUCAACUGGAUACUGUAGUUUCGAUUCUCUGCGACACGGACCGUGGGAGAAAGAUGCCGCGGGUGUACGUCGUGACGGCCUGUACCCUCACCGCAUUCCUGGUCUCGAUGAUCUAUAACACCCAAUUCGGACCCCAGCUGCUGGAUGCGAUCGACAUGAACACGAACAACAUCGUCCUUCCAUUCGUCGUCUUUGCAGAAUGCUAUGGAGCGACUGUCGUCUAUCGCAGCCAGGAUGUCAUCGGACAAGUUGGUCUCAUAUCAUUCGUCAUCCACCAAGUCGGUUUCCUCGGCGGACAUUUCCUCGGUCUCAUCAUCGCUCAUAUGGUCAGUAUUCCAGGUGGCGCAGGAGCAGGUUUCGGAUUCUUCUUCCUAAUGGUCAUAAUUUCCUCUCUCAUCGGCAAAGUCCCUGACUCCAGACCACCCGGAUUCUGGGGUCGCAACGCUUUUCUAGCCCGACUUUGGUGGUUAGCCUUCUACUCCGGCAACCAGCUAAAACGCGACCUCAACAUCUCCGUCGCCCAAGGCAAAAACUGGCCUCUAACCUGGUACUGGGCCAUCUGCCUCCGCUACAUCUCCAUGCCGAUCCUCGCAAUCGUCUUCUCAUUCAGCUAUCCCUCCUUCUCCGCCCAGCGCGUCGACCCACUCGUGAUUUUCGCCUUCGCAAUCUCUCACUUUGCGAUCUUGACCGUCGCCAGCACACUCAUUUUCCCUCGAUGGAUGGAUCCUCUGAUUCCGACGGAGAGACGGGAAGAGAGCAACAGAGGCUAUGCACCACAAGUUCUGAUCGGAGCGGAUGAUGUGAGAGUUUCGCAGGGUGUAGAAGCUGGGAGAGCGACGGAUAGUAGUGAUGAGUUUGAGGAGGGGAGGAAAGUGAAGGAGGAGGGAGGUUUGGAUGUGGAGAGGACGAAUUCGAAUGAUGGGAGGAUUGCUUCGCAGCCGACGGAUGGGAUUGAGGCGCUUUAUAGGGAGGAUGGAAAGAAUGUGGUUAGGUAG